Paramecium sonneborni is the source of this 737-nucleotide messenger RNA. NCBI's taxonomy places the organism in Eukaryota, Ciliophora, Oligohymenophorea, Peniculida, Parameciidae. The record is from the annotation of a GenBank genome assembly.
AAUGAAAAUAGUUUAUUUGGAGUUUCAACUAUAAUCAUAAAAUCCAGAUAUGGAAGAAUGUUUUAAAAAUGCUUUUGAAUUAACAAAUUCAGAAAUUCUUUAAAGCUAGUUUGAUACAGCACUUUCUGGUUCUACAACAGUUCUUGCUUUAAUAUAAUAAAAUUAGUUAUGGACAGCUAAUGUUGGAGAUUCAAGAGCAAUAUUAUGUAGAAAUAAUAAUGGAUGGAAAUCUAUUCCAAUUAGUAGAGAUCAUAAACCAUCAGAUGAAGCUGAGAAAUAAAUAAUAAUUUAAGCUGGUGGUAGAAUACAAUGUUAAAGAGGUUUGAUAUAAAAGAUUAAAAUAUAAUAGAUUUUUUUGGAAAUAAUGUUGGUCCUGAAAGAGUUUGGCUUUCAUAUAUAGAUGCUCCAGGAUUAGCAAUGACUAGAAGUAUGGGAGAUAAAAUUGGUGCAGAAGCAGGUGUUAGUAGUAUUCCUGAAGUAUUUUAAUUCACUUUAUCAACAAAUGAUAAAUUUCUAGUAAUAGCUUCAGAUGGAGUCUGGGAAUAUUUAUCAAAUGAUGAUGUAAAGAAUUAAUUUAUUUUAUUUAUUAGGUUAUGAAUAUCAUUAUUCCUUAUUAUGAAAAGGAUGAACUCGAUUAAGCAGGAGAGAAAUUGAUGAUGGAAGCCAUUAACUCUUGGAAAAACAAUAGUCCAGCCAGAGAUGAUAUAACUUUUAUUAUUAUAUAAUUAAAUAAUUGA